AAAUGACAUCACUGUUAGGGGCGUGUCGUACUUGUGAGUGACACAUACAGUAGCCAAUGGUAAAGCGUCGCUUGCCCGGACAACAAUGGCGGCCAUCUUUUUGUCCAAUCGGUUAGCGACAUUGACAUCCGUAAGCGACGCCUCCGCAACGCUGCUUCAACAGCUAACAAAAUGUGAUUUGAAUGUCAAAAAUGUAUAAUGGAUAUUCACUUUGAAUUACAAAUUGUUCUUAUCUAUUUCAAGAACGUAUCAAAUAAAAUGUAAUGACGGGAGAGGGAGAUUUUUAAGUGUCAUGAUCUUGUAGUAUCUGAAGAAAGCAACGCCCCUCUUGCUUGAUUGGCUACCUGUUAAUUUUUGCUACCUGUCAAUCAAACGUUACCAUUGCCGUUGUGUUUUGCGGUUUCCUCACCGAGUCAAAACCAUUUUCAAACUGAACUUUUUCUCCAGGUAAAGUUCAUCCUUCGUCUGUAUAAAUCGUUUUAAUUUUCGAAAUAUUUUUGGGGUCCAAUCUUAUUAGCUAAAUACACAAGUGCUGAAUGAGUUUUAGAACGGUUUACUAGUUAGCUCAUGUGUUAGCUCAAUUUGCUAAACCAACGUAAUGAGCUAAUUGGUUUGUUCAUUAAAUCUUGUUUUUCCCCCCCAGAUCUCUGUUUACGUUCUGUUUCGCUGAAAACAUGACAUGUGUACAACAAAUAAGGACAUCUAAGAACACUCACCUGAUGCCCAAUCAGGUUGUGUCCGAGCAGCAGUCCAUCACUGUCAUCAAAAAUCUUUUGGCCAUAGGCGUGUCGGGCAUCAUGUACCUCCGAGGACUUUUCCCUGAGGGAGCCUACGGGAUCAAAUAUUUUGAAGAUCAGAGAGUGAUGAUCCUCAGAGAGGAACGCAGUUGUCCCGGCGCCUGUCAGCUUGUCAAAUGGAUUAUGGGAUGCUUUCAUGCCAUUCAGAUGAAAUAUCUGCAGACCGUCAUUAUCACAGUUUCGUCAGAGCCCGACAACCCUCAGAACGUGACCGAGUUUUAUCAAUUCAGGAUUCAGUACAACACAGAAGGGGCUCAGUUGGACUUUGCCAGCAAUGAAAACAAGGAUCUUGCCGUGUCUUUUGGCAACACAAAGAAGGCCAGCAUGCUGCUGGUGAGGAAGCUCUACCUGCUUCUGCAGAACCUCGGCCCUCUGCCCAACAAAACUUUCCUGAGUAUGACGCUGACCUACUAUGAUGAUGUUACGCCGCAGGACUACCAGCCACCGGGCUUCAAGGAUGGUGAUGACAACAUGCUGGUGUUUGAGCGGGAGCCGGUGAGUCUGACGAUGGGCGAGGUGGCCACGCCCUUCCACUCGCUCAAGUUGGACAUGGUCACCGAGAGACACAGGCUGGAGCCGGUGGAGGAGAGCACAAGAAAGAGAAACAGAUGGUGCCUUCGGCUAAAACGUGACGGGAGCCUGUCACAGGAGUCUCUCAGUGAACAUGUGGACAACACGCCCCAAAACGACAAAAUAGACAAUGAAGCACAAGAGAUUGAGCUGACCUGCCAUGAGAAGACUUGUGAGGUUGAAACGAUGGAGACUGUUGUGCUGAAGAGAACAUCCGACAUGGAGACGUCCACAAUGACCACCAGGAGCGGACGCGUCAUUCAACACACCAUGCAACGGAAAAAGGCAACGAUGAGCACAAGGAAGCAAGCACCCGUCCAGAAAAAUAUGGUUCGCCAGUACAACAUCCCCAACAGUCAGGAGGUACCUCUGAAGAAACGCAAGUUCAGCGAGUCCAAAAAGAACGUGUAAGCUCGUCUCUUUUUUUUCCCCCCACCUGUGAGGUCUUUUAAAAUACCGCACGAGAACUUUGUUGCGUUAGCAGUUGGAAGAGUUUUCUUGUCUUUUGGUUGUUGUAUUGGUGAGGUUCUCACUGUCUUGUUAUUGUACCAUUUGAAAUGUUUGACUUCUGCAGGUCAGCACUGCCAUAAACAACAAGUUCAAAUCGUU
Syngnathus typhle (broad-nosed pipefish) is the source of this 1976-nucleotide messenger RNA. RefSeq names its product HORMA domain containing 1 (gene hormad1). NCBI's taxonomy places the organism in Eukaryota, Metazoa, Chordata, Actinopteri, Syngnathiformes, Syngnathidae. The record is from RefSeq and is a predicted model, not a curated record. The transcript has 15 exons. Bases 675 to 1778 code for a protein of 367 amino acids.